Molecule: messenger RNA, 3606 nt
Organism: Trichogramma pretiosum
Lineage: Eukaryota; Metazoa; Arthropoda; Insecta; Hymenoptera; Trichogrammatidae
Product: protein MMS22-like
Exons: 19
Coding region: 130-3552 (1140 amino acids)
Biological process (GO): replication fork processing; double-strand break repair via homologous recombination
Cellular component (GO): nuclear replication fork
Source: RefSeq, a predicted model, not a curated record
GCCCAGGCAGAGAGUCCAGUCUACGGUUUUGAGCGGGAAGUAAUAGUAAAACACCUUUAAAACGUAUCCCGAUUCCUGGUCAACCAGGGCACCUUAUCGAUAGAAAAAUAAAUAGAAAACAUUUAUGCAAUGGCCAAAGGAAUGUUCAUUUGCAAUGGUAAAAUUAACAUCUAUGAUUGGCAGUUGAAUGCAAUGAGCUUUCUGCUUCAAAAGGAUCUUGAUUACUUACUGCAUGGAAAAAAAAUUACUUUGGAAUCAAGUACCAUAAAAAUUUUUAAUUGUGAAUUAACUGGUAUAAAUGUUUUACUAAAUAUUAAACAUUUUACACGAUGCAUGGAAUCCAAAUUAAAAUUACUGACUAGGCAUGAAAAACCUGCAAUUUUUGGCCAAGAAAUGAUGAAUGAUAGAGAAAUUGAUUACGCUACAACAAGAACAAUGAUAAGUGAGUUUGUAUUUCAUUUGCGAACUAUUUUACUCAGUUUGAAAGAAGAUAGUCUUGAUCUGACAGAUAUAGCAGAUGAUGCAGAAAAAGAUUUUGAUGAGUUGAUUAAAACUAUACGCAGAUUUUUGAAACAACUACAUAACAUCCAAGACUCCACAUUUCUCUACGUAGCCUCAAAUAGUAACACUCCAGAAUAUCAUCUAUAUCAUGUUCAUUUAGAUUUGCAAUGGUUGUUGUUGACACUGGUAUACACUAAACACAGUUUUUGUAAGUACGUAGAUAAUAAUAUAGACAACUUAGAAAAUGCAAUUUUCUCAGCUAUUGGAGAUUUAAUGUAUAUUGCUAUGAAAAUUUUUGCUACUAUUGAAGCCAAAGAUUAUCAGUUUAGAACUCCAUACAGUUGCACGUGUGUUAGAGAAUUAUGGAUUAUGAUUCAAAUUUUGACUGAUCAGUUACAUGCCAAUGUUAAUAGCAAGAUAUUUUGGAUUUAUGUAAAACUCUUUCUUAAUCAACUUUUUCCAAAUGAAUCUACUGUAGAAAGUAAUUCAUUAAGUAUAAAUAUUCAGUUAAAAGAUUGUAAACAACCAGAAUUAUUUUCCAUAUGGUUAAUAUAUCAUUUAACAAUGCUAUAUGGAUAUAGUGAAAGUGGAAAUUAUUGUAAUGGUCCAUCUAACAGAUUUAAAGAUUUACAAAUGGAAUCAAGUUUUGAUCAAUGUGAAAAAGUAGUAAAAGUAUUCAUCAUUAAAGGAGGAAAAGAUGGUGGACGAGAUGAAGUAGAUGAGGAAUUAUGUGGUAUAAUUCCACUUUUACAUGAACUGAGUUUCAAUUGGUGGAAGCCUAAAACUCAAAUAAUAUCAUUGCUGUGGGAAUGUUUUCAUAAAAGACUUGACAAACCUUUUCUUUUGCAAACAAGAGGGCCAUGGUCUACCUCUAGUGAAAAGAAAACUCCUAUGGAUAUUUUGAAUCAUUCAAGAGAUAGAUUAAAAAAAGAUGUCGAUAUUACUGCUGAAUCAAGUUUUGGUUUAUUUCUAAAAUUUUUAGGAUCAUUCCUACAGAAAUAUUACGAUCAAAAUGAUUUAAAAUUUUGGAAUCAAAUUAAAGGACGAAUCUACUCUAGAUUUUCUCAAAAUAAAAUCCAAGAUUUUUCAGAAUGCGGAUUAUACAAUUAUAUAUCAUUGUUUAUAACUUUAGCAAUUACUGCAGACACAAGUAAUGUGUGUUCAACUUUGUUGAGCUUAUUACCACCAGUGCUUGAAUGGGCAGAUUCAACUGGUGGUAAAAAAUGUUUAUUGACUUGGAAAAGUCGUCUUGUUGUAUUAAUUUUAUACCACGAAAAAAAUCUGUCUCUGAAAGAUAUUGCAGAAAGUUAUACCGAAACAGUGAACGCUAUAAGUUGCAGAUCUGAUGAAUUUUCUCACUCUAUGUUGAUGUGGUUCAUUGAUAUUUUAAGAAUCAUUUUAAUAAAAAGUGAAGAUUUUGGACGACAUGAACAUUUAUUAUUGGAUGGUUGGAUUGAUCGUUAUUUAAAAGAUUCAGCACCUAAUAAAGUUGGAGUUUUAACGAGUACAUUACUCAAAGUAUUUCAGAAAUGUAACGAACUGCAUACAACAAAUCCAAUUGGUUGCACAGCUAUGCUUAAUGCUUUAUGGAGUCAUGUGGCUAGUCGAAUACGUCAAACAGUUACUAUUUGCGAUUUGUCAACAGAUUUUUAUGUUAAUUCUACCAAAUUGGCUGUAGCUUUUACCAUUGAGGCUUGCCGUGAUCCAGUUACAGCUAAAAAAUACAGACAUUCACAUGUGACAUUAUUUCAGCAUUUCACUACCUCUGUUAUAAUUAAGGACAUAAGGAUAACCAGGCUGUAUUUGGCUUCAAUUUUACAGAAUACCACUGCUUUGGAAAAUUUAAAAAGCGACAUUAGUAAUUUUAAUAUUAUUUGCAUACAGUCAUGGGUGAAGUGUAAUAUUUUGAAUGUUGAAAUUAAUGAUGAAACAAAUUUUUUGAAAAACUUCAUCAUUGGCUUACCAGAGCUUAAUGAAAUAUUUUCCAGCCAAGACAAAAUAGAAUUUUUAAAUUGUGAUGAACCAAUUGUUUUAUUUUUUAUGGUCAUUUCUAAAAAAAGAAACUCUUUUGAGUCUGAUCAAAUGUGUCAGCCUUAUGAUAGUUUAUGUAAAUCAUUUAUCCACAAUAUUGAAAAAUGGGCUCUACAAUUAAUCAGUGAAGAAAGUAAAGAUGAUAAAUUAUCUUUUUGGAUAUAUCAAUGUUUAGGAACAAUUCUUCUUUGUUGUUCCCCAAUUUUAUACGUCAAGAAUCAACCAAAUAACUCAUUGAGAAUGCUCAUCAAUAAAAUAGCUCUACCAACAGAACAGUCUGCUUACCUAAUGAAUCUUGCAAGACGUAUAUUUUCAAUGAUUAUUUUAGGAUUUGAAAAUCUAAAUAUCAAAUCUGACAUAACGUUACAAACGCUUCUCAGAGAUCUUUUUGAUAGAUACCUUCCUCUUCUAAUAACAAAAGAUGAGAAUACACUCAAAGUGUCAGACACUUUAUUAAAAUGUUUUAAAGAUGUAAAUUGUAAUUUCAUUAAAUCAUUAUUAGAUAUUUUGAACUGCAAUUUUAUAAUAAUUUCAAAAGAUAGAGCUACUCAUAAGCACUGCCAAUUGGUAAUGAGCCUACUUAAAUCCAUCCUGGUAAAAGGAAAAAUUUACAGUAAAGAUACAGUUGAUGCAAUUAUUACUAUUUGUGUACAAUCUAUUCACAACUGCUACAUGAGAGUACAACAAGAUCAUCCUCACAAAAAAGAUACACUUGAUUUUGUUAAAUAUCUAAGUUCUAAUCCUUACUUUAUAGAAGAUUUAAAUUUAAGGGAAAAAUUUAAUAAAAUAGUUUGGAAUGUUGUUAAUAGAUACAUUCAAACAAAUUCUACAAGUAGUUUUGAUUAUGUACAGUUUAUUCACCGGUACAAUUUAGAACUUUUUAACUUUUUAUCUGUACGCAUUGAAAAAAUAGUUUUAGAAUGCGAAAAAAAUAUGCGUCCAAAUGCUGCCUCUUUAAGGUUUUCAUUCAAUAAUACAAAACGAAGUCUCGACCGAUUGCAAUCUAAAAAUAACACAUGAGACUGAAAUGUUAAAAGAAAAUUUCUUUAAAUAAAUUUGAUUUUUUAUUACAAA